This is a messenger RNA of Xyrichtys novacula (pearly razorfish), 1284 nucleotides long. The record is from the annotation of a GenBank genome assembly. NCBI's taxonomy places the organism in Eukaryota, Metazoa, Chordata, Actinopteri, Labriformes, Labridae.
AUGAUGGCAAGAAAGUUAUUACCUAAACUCAGAGGAAAAACUUUUGCUUUAUUUCUGUCACUGCUGACUCUGUGCUUCGUGCUGUUCAACAAUGUGAGACGCAACAUCCAUGAAUAUUCAUCUCCACCUGUAGACACCCAGACUUUUCACAAGUACAACAUCAACUGUUUGGGUAUAUAUGACUUGGACCCAGUGGAGGUUGAGAAAUCACUAAUCAUUAGAAAAAACAAACUUGAAAAGGACACAGACGAAAGUCUGUCUAAUCUCACCACAAACUGUCCACUCUUCAUCAAGGCAAGAGGAUAUGGUGAUGUGUGUGUCUCUGAGGAGGAGACAGACUUUCCUAUUGCUUAUUCUUUGGUUGUUCAUAAAUACGCAUGGAUGGUGGAAAGGCUAAUCAAGGCAAUCUACUCCCCUGUAAACAUCUACUGUAUCCACUAUGAUGAAAAGUCUUCAGCUGAGUUCAAAUCAGCCAUUCGAGGUUUGGCUGGCUGUUUACCCAACGUCUUCAUCACUUCAAAGCGAGAGGUCGUUGACUAUGCUGGCUUCACUCGAUUACAAGCUGAUCUCAACUGCCUGUCAGAUCUUCUGAGGUCAGAAGUCAUGUGGAAGUACAUCAUCAACCUCUGUGGCCAGGAUUUCCCCCUCAGAACAAACAUAGAGCUGGUGUCAGAGCUGAAGGAGUUGAACGGAGCAAACAUGCUCGAGACGUUUCGACCAUCUGAAUAUAAAAAGAAGAGAUUCAAAUUUCACCAUGAGCUGAGGGACACCAAAUAUGAAUACAAAAAAAGUCCGAAAGCAACAGAAAAGUUAAAGUCACCGCCUCCAUAUGACAUUGAAAUGUUUGUUGGCAGCGCCUACUUCGUCUUAUCACGAGACUUCAUUGUUUACAUGAACUCCUCAGCUGUGGUGAAGGACUUCCUAAAGUGGUCAGAGGACACCUACUCUCCAGAUGAACAUUUCUGGGCUACACUUGUACGAAUACCAGGUGUACCAGGAGAAGUGUCCCGGGUACAGUCUGAUAUUACUGGCCUGAUGGUUAAGACUAGGCUUGUAAAGUGGAAAUUCCAGGAAGGAAAAAAGUAUCCACCUUGCACUGGGAAACAUAGACGCAGUGUUUGUAUUUUUGGUGCAGCAGAAAUUCGCUGGUUACUCAACUGUGGUCAUUGGUUUGCCAACAAAUUUGACACUAAAGUGGACCCAAUUGCAAUUCAAUGCCUUGAGGAGAAACUAGAGGAAAGAAAAAAGUGGUUCCAAUCAGCAGUAUCUACUACGUGUACCUAA